Messenger RNA from Rhipicephalus sanguineus (brown dog tick), 7936 nucleotides. RefSeq names its product condensin complex subunit 1. Gene Ontology annotation, molecular function: histone binding. Gene Ontology annotation, cellular component: condensed chromosome, centromeric region; nucleus. The record is from RefSeq and is a predicted model, not a curated record. The transcript is spliced from 33 exons. NCBI's taxonomy places the organism in Eukaryota, Metazoa, Arthropoda, Arachnida, Ixodida, Ixodidae. Gene Ontology annotation, biological process: meiotic chromosome condensation; mitotic chromosome condensation; mitotic cell cycle. The coding region runs from base 90 to 4367 and encodes 1425 amino acids.
GAUUUACGACAUUUGGCGGCAUUUCGUCGGUGCACAACACGGGCUCUCUCCGCGGUUAUUUUGGAACGAAGCGAUCACUUUAAAAAAGCAUGGCGAACUUCGAGUUCGUCCUGCCUUUGACGAAGGACCAACUCCUCAGAUCCGAGCGCGUCGGGCAGUAUUAUGUCAAGGACGUGGUUCCAGCUCGUGAGAUUGGAGCGCAGGUUCGAGGAUUUCUCUCCAAGAAAAGGCUCCUCGAUACCAAAUGUGUCGUUGAUUCCUUCGAUCUGCUUUACAGCGUUAUUACAAACUUUCACUCUCUCGAUGAGAAGGUGAUACAAGAUGCAUUCGACCUGGCACUCUUGGGUGUUUCGAAGGUGGAGUCAGACUUGACGAUACUGCUGCAAGACUCCGACGCGUCCUUAGAUUUCGACACCAAGAAGCAAGCUCAGAACCAUCUCAAGAUGUCCUGCUACGUACUUUGUCACCUCAUCGAGCUCGUUGAAGCCGAAUCCAGCAAGCCAUCACCGGACGUGGCCACGAGUGCGACAAAGGGUCGCAAGAAAAUUGCCACAAACAACAUGAAGUUCCUCGAGUGGGCGUCACAGAAGCUGAAGGCUGUCCAGUGCCUUAAGAAUAUACACGAGCUUUCUUUGCAGUGCUUGUGGUCACCGCAACCCGUCGAAGAUGAAUAUAUCAAUCUGGUGGCUGAUUGCUUCUUCAAGCUAAUAGAAGAUGCUGGCAACCUUAAGUCGAGCACAAUCAAGGACGCAUUCACCACAGUGAUUGGCCUGAACAUCAAGAGGCACAGCUAUGCUAUUGGAUGUGUCAUGAAAAUAAUACAAGUGCUGCAAGCUCACGAGCACGUGGCAUCCUUCCUUGCCGAAGCCCUGUUGAUCUUUUCGGAGAAGUUUGGCAUGAAGAGCAUUGUCGGCGACUGUAUCAGGGAACUGUGCCGGCUGGAUUCCCUGGAGAACGCACAGGACUGUGGCGGCAUUCGGAACCUCGCCACGUUUCUCGUUGAGCUCACAGACAGGAUGCCCGAGUUGGUCACCAAGUCGGCCGGGUUGCUUGUUGACCUGCUGAAUGUCAAGAACUACACUGUGCGGAUUGGAGUCUUGACAGUUUUCUUCAAGAUUGUGCUUGAUGUCCUAAGCAAAGAGGGAUUGGAUAACAAGGAGAAGGAACUGAGAGAUGCACUCCUUGACCAUCUGGAGGAGCACAUCUUGGACGAGAAUGCCUUUGUGCGCAGCAAGGUGUUGCAGCUGUGGCAGGACAUGUGCAACAAGAAGUGCAUCCCACUGGACAGGCAACAGACGCUGCUCGAGCUCAUUGCCAACAGGCUGUGCGACAAGUCGAGUGUCGUCCGGAAGAACGCCGUCGGUUUUGUCUCAUCCUACCUUGCCAGCAAUCCUUUUCUCGCCAAGUUGUCACCCGAGGAACUGAGGAAAAACCUUGCCGAGGAAGAGGAGAAACUGCAAGCUCUGCGCGUUUUGCACAAGGACGUAAAAGACGAAGAACAGGAAAACGAGGCAGAUGCAUCAUGGAUGGGAAUCCUGCCAGGCCUGCAAGAGGUGCUCCAGGAGGACGAAGACAAGAUCAAGGACAUAUCCUUGACCGACGAAGAAAGCGUGCUGCUCGACGAAAUUCUGAAUAAGAUAAGAGCACUACUCAAGAGUGGCAGCUGCACGGAGGCCGUCAUGGUGCUCAGGAAGGCCAUAGCCACGUAUCCGGACGUGAACCUCUUCUGCAAUCCAACUGCCAGUGAAGAGGGCUUAGAAGACCAGCAGGAUGAGGAGAAAGGUGACAAGGACAACACAGAUCAGGUCCUCUUGAAUGUGCUGAAGAAAAUUUAUCAGGGUACCAAGGUUACUGUGCCUGAUGAAGAGGCACCUGAAAAAGAGGCACCCAAGCCAGAUGCCCCGCCCAAUGACGCUGCGUCCGGCGAGGGCGCAGUAGAGCUCUACAAGCAGAAGAUGCUUGUUUUGUAUCUCAGGGACUGCGCUGGCUUUGCUGAAAAGAUCCAAGAAGUGAUACCGACACUCUGCGAGAUGCUCUACUCGCGCACCCAGUCAGACAUACACGAGGCCAUCGCCUUCUUUGUGUCUGCCCACCGGCUGGGCAUCAAGGGGGCCAUCUUGGGCAUCCGCAAAAUGCUUCCCCUGGUGUGGUCCAGAGAGCCGUCCAUCCGGGAAGCGGUCGCCAACUCAUACCGAGACGUCUACUUCAACCAGCCUGCCACCAAUGCCAAGACCAGAGCACGAAAUAUUACGGAUGGCCUGUCCGAGCUUGUCAACACUGUGACGACGAGCGAGCUGAUAUGCCUCGAACAGCUGGUGACGGAAUUGGUGAAGACUGGCGACGUUUCCUCCGCGGUUCUGCGAUUCCUUUGGGAGAGGUACACAAUGGAGCAGCCAGGCACCUCCAGGGAAGACUGCCUUGCAGCCACCCAGCUGCUUUCCAUGGUUGCCAGUGCUGAUAGCAACAUGGUGACGAAAAACCUGGAGCUCCUCGUCUCCGUUGGAUUGGGUGAGCGUGGGAAAGCCGACCUUGACUUCUGCAGGCACACGUGCAGCAUCAUUCAGAAGAUGGGCGGCACUCUCUCGGCUGCCAAGGCCCCGCUGCAGCGUUUUGAGAAUUCCCACAACAUGUUCGUUCGGCUUCAAGACAUUCUCCUGGAAACAUUUUGUGACACCAGCGUGGCCGUUUGGAUUCCCACCAUGGAGAGGGCUCUCGACGUGAUCUACAGGUACGCCUUGAAGCCGGCCGAAAUCGCCAACAACAUCCUGCACGGUUUGGCAGAGAGGUUGCUGCCCCUGUGCCAGCAGCAAGCGGCAGUCAACGGUGCGGCAGAAGCAAAGCCACAGGAUUCUCAGAGCUCGCAAGAAGAGAACGAAGAAAUGACGGUGGAGGAAUCACCCCAGACGCCCUCGUUCGAGUGUUCGAGCCUGCUGCUGUCUCGCACACUGGCUUGCGUCGGUCACGUGGCGCUGCGGCAGCUCAUCUACCUUGACGUGGACGUUUUUGCUCAACUGAAGCGGAAGCGCGAGUCUGUGAAAGACAAGAAGGAGCAGGUCGCGAAGAAUAAGAAGAAGCGACAGUCAAUGUCUGCUACCGGUCACGUCCUCUCCCAGAGCCAGGAGGGGCCAGACAACCAGAACGCUGACGACGAGAUGCUGGGUCCGGUGACAGACGACACAGACGCAGAGUACAUUGUUCACCUGUUGGACGAUGUGGUGCUAAGCGAUGAAAAUACCCUCGGUAUUUGGAGCAAGCUUGUCGUGCACGUUGUCACCGAACAGAGCACAUACACGGACGAAGGUGUGCGCACAGUCGCUUCCCUUGCGCUGGCUAAACUGAUGACAAUCAACGCCGACUUCUGUGAGCAGCACUUGGCACUGCUGUUUGACAUCAUGGAGAACUCGCCAGAUCCCGUGAUCCGCACCAACCUGGUCGUGGCUGUGGGUGACCUCAUGGUCCGCUUUCCUAAUCUGCUGUACACCUGGACAGAGAAGGUCUACGCUCGGUUGCAAGAUCCAUCGCGGGAUGUCAAGAUGGGCACAUUAAAAACGGUCAUCUUCCUCAUUUUGAACGACAUGAUUAAGGUCAAAGGUCAGAUCAGUGACAUUGCCGCCAUGGUCAUGGACGAGGACGCCGAACUUGCAGACAUGUGCCGGAACUUCUUCUUUGAACUCGGGAGCAAGGGAAAUGCCCUGUACAACCUGCUGCCCGACAUCAUCAGCCAUCUUUCGGAUGAAGAACACGGCAUAGACGAAAAGAAUUUCCACAUUGUGAUGAAGCUGCUCUUCUCCUGCAUCAACAAGGACAGACAACUCGAAAACUUUGUGGAAAAGCUGUGCUUCAGAUUCAUGAUUAUGACGACGGAGCGGCACUGGCGCGACCUUGCGUUCUGCUUGUCACUGAUUCCGUUCGGAGAACGGGGCAUCAAGAAGCUCCACGAAAAUGUUGUGUGCUUUGCCGACAAGAUGCACGUGGACGCUGUAUACGAGAGUAUCACGGGCAUAAUAUCAAAUGCAAAGAAAGCCCAGGUAAUGAAGGCUGAUGUCAAGGUGAUUCUCCAGGAGUUGGAAGACUUGGUUGAAGAGUUGCGGAACAAGGGCCUCACCGAAAGCGAGCUGGUGCAGAGGACAAAGAAAGGCAUUGCGCAAGCGACGGCCACCAAGCGCGGGAACAAGCAGUCUUGCGCGACACCAAGGAGUCAGAAGACGCCAGCUAAAGCUAAAGGCAAGAGAAGGUGCCAGAGGAAGAUGUCUCGCCUCUCCGAGAGCAGCGACGAGGAUGAAGAAGACCAGGAAUUCGGCACCACCAUCCACGCGGAAAGCGCUGCCGCGGCGGCAGUGCAAGGUGCAAAUACAGUUCAGCGAUAGCAGCGAGGCCGAGGUUGACGAGGGCGAUGAUGAAUGAAGUCCGCGGGCUCGAGCAAGCCUAACAUGAGUAGCCAUGCUCGAGAUACAUGUUCAUGCUGCCACUCGCAUGACAGUGCCGCUCUACAGCAGAUGCAUUAUUACAUUAAUGCAUGGUCAGGUUCCUCGGAAGUUGAGUGUAUGUAAGGAAAGAACAGACACUGCCACAGUAUUUUUAUAUCUUUGCUUUCGUAUACUCUACGUUUUGGCUCUAAGCUAAUUUAGCUGUGGGUUCUUUUUAUAUGAUAUGACUACAUCUAGCAAACAGCACACCUUGAAGCUCAGAUGGCCUCGAUUCAGACACAAAAGAGAAAAUCCUGCCUUGGUCGCUGGACAAUGGAAUGGGUUUUAUUUGUUUGUUUGGUUUUUUUCUGGUCUCUGUUUUUACUUUAUGAAGCCUCUUUAUAUCCUUCUACUGCCAUAAGCAUGCGGGUGAACAAAAGUAUAAAUUUUUUAGAAGUUGUAACUACUGUAUAUUCUUGGUUCGAGAAAUCUAUUUACUUUACAACUGUUUUUUGUUAGCACCAGCACUGACUGUUUGUAUGGGCCUAGUGCACUGUACCUUGUCUCCAUGUUGUUUUAUUUUAUAAAUGACAGUAUUGCUAUUAUUAUUUUUACCAUUUGUCCUGUGCUGUUUCAAUGCAUUUACAUAAAGUGGAAGUGUCAUAUACAUAUGUGAAGAUCUAAUUGCAAGUUUUCGCUCAUUUGUUUUACCUUUUUUUUUUUUUCAUCCAGAAAGGUAACCCUUGAUUUUACAGUCUUCCGAACCCUUGUCGUCGGCUUUAUGUGAAUUGUAUUUUAGCUGGGCCUUAAGAUGAACUGAGGUCACAUGCCAUAAUAGAUGCUAUGGAAGGGGCAUCGUUUCAAGUUUUAGUUUAUGUUCGUAAUGAAGAAGAAUCAAACUUGAACAAAAUGAAAGCCACACACCUACGGCCUGGCCACCUGUAGUUUGAGCAAUAAAAUAAAUGUUCUGCAUUUAUCUUGUAAUUUACCAUAUACAACUACUGACCGAUUAUACGGGGUGUCCAGCUAACUCUAGCCAGUUUAAAAAUAUGACGACGUGGCCAAAUGCAUGUUGCUGGCCGUUGCAUGGAGUAAGUCGCACUGUUUUUUGUGUUCUCCUUAAUUGCCUAAUUAGACAUUUUUAAUUAACUAACUUUUGAAGCAAUGAAGCUGGGCAAAAAUAUCUAGUGAGAAAAUUUUAGGUCGGUUUCCAAAACAUCCGGUUAUACAGUUUGUAACUUUCUAUCUAUUAACUGUUAGUUAAUAGCCUGAUUACGCGCCUAUGCAUGUGUUGAUUACAGUGUCUUCCAACGCACCACGUGCAACUGACCAUAGCAUUUGGCCGGGUGUGCUCCCACUUAAGAGGCGACAGGGUAGUGAUGAUGGUGGUGGCUGUGCGAUGAUGCACCUGUUGCUUGCGGCAGCACAAGCAAUAACUGCUGCGUCUGCAGAAGUAUAUCGUUUGUAUGUGGAACGCUAGGGGGCGCUGCAAUCACAGCGCACAAGUGGGCAUGUCACAUGGUAUCUUUUUUGUCUGUCUCAAGCAUCUGUAAUAAGCAGGAAAACGCUAAUAUAGUGAAUAGGUAAAACGUUAGGAACUGUCUCUAAUCGGACGUUUCGCAAACCAACCUACAACUUUCUCGUUUCAUUGCUUCAAAAGUUGUUUAAUUAAACUUGCAUAACUAAGCAAUUAAGCAGAACACAAAAAAUAGUGCGGCUUACUCCAUGCAGUAGUCAGCGACAUGUGUUUGGCGGCAUGGUCAUGGGGUAUGUCGACAUAUUUUUAAACUCUGGCUAGAGAUAAAUGGAGCACCCUGUAUAUCUAAUAAACACACUAAGACACACCAGACAAGGAUGACAGCGCUUAUUUUCUGUUGUAGUUAUUAGUUAUAGUCAGAUGUACUCUGCAUUUAAAAUAAACAACCACCAACUAGGUCAACUUUCUCGCUAUAUUCUGCGUUUUCCACCACACAAUGCGAAUUGGGGUAGAGCUUACGACACGCACCAUAUUAACGUCUUGGUUUUGAAGCCCUGAAAAUUGUUGCAAGUUGGCUUUGCCCACUUUUCCCAAUUUGUCACAAACGUGUUGCGCGUUUCACAAGGGUAUGCUGUCGUGUUAUCGCAUAGUGAGGUGCAUUUUAAUAGGCCCUCGAAGUCUGUUGACGGUGCGUGUGAUCUUUAGCCAGUAUGCAUGGCCUCCUGAUUUGCUGUGCUGUACAGUUUUUUUUUUCUUUAGUUAUUGUGGCUGUAGUAACUUUGGUGGUAGUUUCACUCCACAGGCCUCCCAUUUUUUCCACAAUGAAAUGAACCAUCAUAGAGACAUUGUCACUAGACUAUUACUAUUGUAUCAUCACUUUGUUAACGCUCUCAUGCGAUUACUUCUCUCCAUUUUGCAUUGUACAUAUGCCUUAUGCAUUUAUAGAUGGGAGCUAAGGUUUGGGUGUUACGGUAUGACUGGGUGGCAAAAAAUACAAACAGCUAAGUGCAUCUUUUCAAGUGCUUAGCACUGAACUUGGGGCAGAAAUCAGGAUCCACAAAAAGCACUUGUAAAGAAAUGAGCUGAGCAAUGUUUGAAAAUUAGAUGUGCCAACAAAUCUAAAACUUGGCGCUUGCAAUGUUCAUUUGUAGCUGUGCACAAGCCACCUUAUGAUGUUGCCUGAUAGGCCACGACAUGGAAGGAAACAGUCAAGACGUUCCUGGGCAUACAUAUUGUUGCAUUUUGUCCGCCUGGUAUUUCUUUUUCAUUUUUCAGGAAGGAGGGUAUGAUUAGCAGGGUGUAUUAAAGGCCAUUUGUGACGAACAGAUAAGACAUAAAGUACAGCCUUGCACUACCCAACAAGCUUUGCUGCGUAAAGGACUCACUAGUAUGAAGAUCUGUUGCUUAUCUGUAGUACGUGCAUCCAUUGCAGAGGUGCUUGACAUGCUGUUGACAUACUUAACAUACGAGUAGGUCUCGUGUGUAGUGUUCAGAGCUCUGUAAUAACAUAUUUUCACGACAGAAAUAUUUCAGUGCUCUUCUUGGGUUUUUAGCAUAUGUAGAAAGCCUGCGAAAAAUUUGUGUAGUGAGAUAUGGGCAUUUCUGCCACACACCUUUCAAAAUUGUUAAAGUGAAGCAACAAUACUGUCCAUCUUUAUGUAUGUACUCAAUUAUUUUGCCUAUAGAACCAAUGCAUGCAUCAACAUCAUUUCGAAAUUCAGAAUUUUUCUAUCUUGGCUUUCCAUAAUGGCAAGCUCAUUGGGAAUUUUAUGCAUUGUUCAAUUUGUGGUCACAAAUUUGGCCUCUUUUAAUGGCUGCUGCAUGCCAUCAUCAUUGUACAUAUUUCCCCAUCUCUCAUUAUCACUAACAUUUUCUCUGUAGCCACCACAAAUGCAUUGCAUUUACUGUGCUCUCAUAUAUGUUAAAAACACUGUCAUUGGGCUGAAGGCCUCAAGCAAUGUGUGUGCUGAAGAAUAAAGUACUGUGCCGUCGAAAUUUGUCUGUGCUUUUUUAGUGAAGCUGUAUGUGACUUGGUAGGAUUUCUUCAUGUCUG